Colletotrichum higginsianum IMI 349063 is the source of this 2145-nucleotide messenger RNA. RefSeq names its product Choline dehydrogenase. Lineage: Eukaryota; Fungi; Ascomycota; Sordariomycetes; Glomerellales; Glomerellaceae. The record is from RefSeq and is a predicted model, not a curated record. The coding region runs from base 1 to 2145 and encodes 714 amino acids. Gene Ontology annotation, molecular function: flavin adenine dinucleotide binding; oxidoreductase activity, acting on CH-OH group of donors. The transcript has 7 exons.
AUGAGACUUACAUAUUCUUCGUACCUUCUUUGGGUGCCGGUGACCCUCGCAGCGAAGCAGUUAGGGGGUGAUUUUGACUUCAACUAUCCUCGUAACCCAGAUCAGACUCGCUAUGAAGCUCUGGGACCCCAACUCACCGCUGCUCCGCCGCCCGACAAGGAGUACGAGUACAUUGUCGUCGGAUCCGGCCCGGGUGGCUCUCCUGUCGCCGCCCGCUUGGCGAUGGCUGGACACAGCGUGCUGUUGAUUGAUGCGGGCGGUGAUCAUGGAGAACUGCGAGAAGUCCAGGUUCCCGCCAUGAGCAUCUGGUCUUCGGAGCGAACUGAGCUCAGCUGGGGCUACUACACACACCACUACGAGGAUGAGCAGAUGACCAAGCGGGACAGAAAGCUCACAUAUCGCACCAAGGAGGGCGACCUCUACAGUGGCACCAACCCACCCGAGGGAGCCAAGGUCCUAGGCAACUACUACCCUCGUGUCGGUGGUCUUGGUGGCUGUGCUGAGCACAAUGCUAUGCUCGCCAUCUACCCGCAUAAGCGCGACUGGAACUAUAUCAAAGAGCUGACUGGUGACGAGAGCUGGGAUGCCGAAAACAUGAGAAAGUACUUCACCAAGAUCGAGAAGAACCAGGCGCCUUUUCCCAGCGACCUGCUCGCUCACGGCUACAGCGGAUGGUUGAAGACCGCAUUGACGCCGUUAAUCCUGAUUGCCCAAGACCUCAAGCUUCUUUCCGUCAUCUUGGGAGGCUCGGCCGCUGCUGGUAUCAAGGUGGAUGGCCUACUCACCAAGGUCAACAAGCUUGUGACGGGUCUGCCGGUUCUUGGCGGUUUGCUCGACAAAGUUCUCCCUCUCGACUAUCUUACUGGCUUGGUUGACGGCCUGACCACCCUGCUUUUACACGACAUCAACAACAACUCUCCCGACCGGGACAGCACCCCCAUGCUGACGCAGAUCCCCCUCUCCAUGGGCGCGCCGGAAUACAAAAGAUCUUCGCCCCGUGAUCUUGUGUACUCCGUCGCCACAGCCAAGAACCCUGACGGUUCGAAGAAGUACAAGCUCGACAUCGCCCUCAACACGCUCGUGACCAAAGUCCAGUUCAACACUUCUGGCGAAAAGCCUCAGGCCACGGGUGUGGAAUACCUUUUUGGCGAGAGCCUCUAUAGAGCGGACCCUCGCGCCAGCGAAUCCCAGGACGGUGGUGUUGCUGGGUCGGUCUCAGCUACUCGUGAGGUCAUAAUUUCUGCUGGUACUUUCAACACGCCUCAGAUUCUCAAACUGUCUGGUGUCGGGCCGAAGGACGAGCUGGAGAAGUUUGACAUUCCUGUUGUGAAGGAUAUUCCCGGAGUCGGCACCAACCUCCAAGACCGAUACGAACUUGGUGUCACAGCAAGGACCGAGGAAGGCUUUUCGCUCGUUGGGGACUGCACUUUUCUCGCCGAGGGAGACCCAUGCUAUGAGCGAUGGGUCACAGGCGUGGGCCCGCUCAAGGGCGCCUACACAACCGGAGGCAUCGCGCUGGGCAUGUUCAUGCUGUCGUCGCAGGCCGAGGGGGAGCACGACGUGUGGGUGGGCGGGAUCCCGGCCAACUUCCAAGGCUACUAUCCCGGAUACUCGCAAAACGUGUUGACGGCAACGUCCAAGAACCACUGGACGUGGCUGGUCCUCAAGGCGCACACGCGCAACAACGCCGGGACUGUCAACCUCACGAGCACCAACCCCCGCGACACGCCAAAGAUCACCUUCCACAACUUUUACGAGGGCGCGUCCCAGGCCGACGCCGACAAGGACAUCCAGGCCAUGAUCGAGGGCAUGCGAUUCGGUAUGAAGGCCAUCGAAGAUAUCCCGCCCAUCGCCGGCGAGUUCGAGCGCGUCUGGCCGCCCGCGGAGAUCAGCUCGGACGAGGACUUGAAGCAGUGGAUCCAGGAAGAGUCGUGGGGCCACCACGCGUCCUCGUCAUGCCCCAUCGGCUCCGACGACGACCCAAUGGCGGUCUUGGACAGCUCUUUCCGCGUCCGCGGUGUUGACGGCCUGCGCGUCGUGGACAUGUCGGCUUUCCCGAAGAUCAUGGGCGUGUUCCCCGUCGUCUCGCUCUACAUGGCGGCGGAGAAGGCGGCCGAUGCGAUCCUAGAGGACACAGGCAAAUAA